GCGUAUCACGUGAUAAAAGAAAUCUCGACGCCUCCAAUCCCGCCAUCUCUCUCCUCGAUCGGCGUCCGCUUCGUCCAGAUGUCAUCGGCGCUGGUUCCGCUCACCGCCCAACGGAUCCCGUCACCUGCGUUCGGCCUAAGGGCGGUUCACUGUUUCCUCUCAAACCCGAACGAAUCGAGCCAAUUUUUUCGAUGGAGCGUCUCUAGGGUUUGGAUUUGCGUUCAACACAAACCUAGGGCUUCGAUUUAUCUCAAAGCGAAGGAUGAUGAAAGAGAGGUCAAUCACGUUGAGAAUUUGGAUGAAUGCUCUACUGAUCCCCAUGGUUUGGAGAGUGAUAGUGGAAAGAAAACUGCGAAAAAUUUUUCGCCUAAAGAAUUGGUGCAAGACUUAAAGAGAUACGGAAUUGCAGGAGUACUAUCCUAUGGGUUACUUAAUACCAUGUAUUAUCUGGCAACAUUUCUUCUAGUCUGGAGCUGUUCUAGCUUACGGAUUAGCUGGAAGAAAGCUCCUGGAAGAAUGGGCUAUGCUGCAGCUGUUGAAAGAUUCCUUAAAGUAAUGGCAAUGGUGUGGGCUGGUAGCCAGGUCACGAAAAUAAUCCGAGCUGGAGGGGCUCUUGCACUAGCUCCAUUUGUAGAUAAAGGCUUGUCUUGGUUCACGAUCAAGUUCAAUUUCGAGUCUAAAGGAAAGGCAUUCGCAGCCAUUGCAGGGAUGUGUUUUGGACUGGCUCUUCUCCUCUUCGUCGGGUUGACAUUAAUGUGGGCUUAGAACCGAGAUUGAAUUUCUUAUCGUAAGGUGAUUUGGAUGGAUUUAAAUAUAUUCAUCGGUGAACUCGUUAUUGGUGACUGGGAAUUCUCAAAGGUUUGAUUUGCGGGAUUCCAUGGUUUCAUGGGACAUUUGUGCCUGUCUGUAUGUCAAAAAUGUUCCUGUAAAGUUUAUACACAGAAGCUCAGCUUGCUUGAAGAAAACAUGUAAUAUAACUUGACCUUACUUGUGUUAACUUCAGGUUACAUUCUGUUCUUGCGUGUUGAACAGAGAUGAAUCUGAACAGCUCAGGCUUGGCAUGUAAAAUACUGAAUGUUUUGUCACUAAUAUUUGUGAUGCAAGUUCAACCAAUCUUGAUACAUUUUUGGGUU
Asparagus officinalis (garden asparagus) is the source of this 1133-nucleotide messenger RNA. RefSeq lists its product as uncharacterized. The record is from RefSeq and is a predicted model, not a curated record. Lineage: Eukaryota; Viridiplantae; Streptophyta; Magnoliopsida; Asparagales; Asparagaceae. The transcript has 10 exons. Bases 79 to 765 code for a protein of 228 amino acids.